Messenger RNA from Cotesia congregata, 432 nucleotides. Lineage: Eukaryota; Metazoa; Arthropoda; Insecta; Hymenoptera; Braconidae. The record is from the annotation of a GenBank genome assembly.
AUGAAGCAAAAAUUUAUAACACUGUUACUUAUAAUAUCUUCAUUAUCACUGGGCAACGCCCUAGAGUGUUAUGUUUGUGAUAAUCAAGAGGGUAAUAAAGAAAAAUGUUUAAACUCAAUAAGAAACUGCGAGCACGAGGAAGAUUCUUGUUAUACUGAAGUCAGAUGGGGAAGCUUGCCUUACUGGUCCGAGGGUGCUCCAAAACAAUAUUACAUCUCUAAACGAUGUAUGCCACAUAAAAAAUGUUUGGAACAAAAACAAAAAAAUAUGAAAGAUUGUACUUAUGUGUGGUACCAAGAUUGGAAGUGCUCCGAUUGCUGUAGAGGAGAUCGUUGUAAUUACUUUAUUUUUUCAUCAGCAAAAAGUCACAGCAUCUCUAUAAGUUGUCUGCUAACGACAGUGCUAUCAGGACUUUAUGGAGUUUUAAAAUAA